UCCAGUUCCACACAGCUGUCUCUCAGAUCGACUGUGCUCCUGUCCCGGUGUCAGGGCGCGAUGAUUUACCACAAACGUCCCGAUAGAGUGACAUUUAGGAGAUUUAUCGCGAUUCGGACCGAAGAAUCUGCUGUGUGACUUUGGUGUUUCGGUCUUCAGUUCCUGGGAGAGGAUGCGAGAGAUGGCCGGGAACGUCCGGCUCUGGACCCCGAAGCAGGUGGGCCGCUGGCUGCGUGACGAGGGCUUCUGCGAUUACGUGGAUCUGCUGUGUAACAAACACCGUCUGGACGGGACCAGCCUGCUGACGCUGAGCGAGUACGACCUGCGCUCUCCUCCGCUGGAGCUCAAGGUCCUGGGAGACAUCAAACGGCUGAUGGUGUCCCUCCGAAAGCUGCAGAAGCAGAACGCUGAUGUGUUAGAGGAGCUCGGGCUGUCCUACGACGGACACUCGCCUCAGAACAGCACAGCUGGAGUGGACUGGCUGUGUAACGGUGAAUCUGUGCGUGAUUGCGAUGCCGUGUUGGACACGUUGAGUGAUGAUCAGUAUCAUCAAUACAACAACGGCAAAUACAAGCAGCAGCCGAGGAGACUGGACCCUGAGUACUGGAAGACCAUCAUCAGCUCCGUCUACGUGGUCUUCGUCUUCGGCUUCACCUCCUUCGUUAUGGUGAUCGUCCACGAGCGAGUGCCAGACAUGAGAACGUACCCGCCGCUGCCGGACAUCUUCCUGGACAGUGUACCCAGAAUCCCCUGGGCGUUUGCAAUGGCUGAGGCCUGUGGCGUGAUCCUCUGUUCUGUUUGGCUGCUAGUCCUGCUGCUUCAUAAACACAGGUCCAUCCUGUUGAGGCGCUUGUGUAGUCUCAUGGGGACGGUCUUCAUGCUGCGCUGCAUCACUAUGUUUGUGACAUCUCUCUCUGUCCCGGGACAACACCUGCAGUGCACUGGGAAGAUGUACGGAGACAUAUGGGCGAAGCUGCAGCGUGCCGUGGCCAUAUGGAGCGGUUUUGGCAUGACGCUGACCGGAGUGCAGACGUGUGGAGAUUACAUGUUCAGCGGACACACCGUCGUCAUCACCAUGCUCAACUUCUUCGUCACUGAGUACACGCCGCGCAGCUGGAACUCCAUCCACACGCUCUCCUGGGUCCUCAACCUGUUCGGCAUCUUCUUCAUCCUGGCAGCGCACGAGCACUACUCCAUCGACGUCUUCAUCGCCUUCUACAUCACCACCAGACUCUUCCUGUACUACCACACGCUGGCCAACACUCGAGCCUACCAGCAGAGCCGCCGCGCACGCAUCUGGUUCCCCAUGUUCUCCUUCUUCGAGUGCAACGUUAAGGGCCCUGUUCCUAACGAGUACUGCUGGCCGUUCACUCGGCCCGCCUUCCUCAGACGCAUCAUCGGCUGAUCCUCCACAGAUACCAGGAUGUAGAGGAGGCCAAACCCUCUCGAUCAGUGCUGAAGGACUCUUCCUCCGUCUGUGUUUUACUUCACAACAUUCAGAAGCAUAAUGUUGUACUUUUGACUGCACUACGUUUCAUAUUAAAUAUCGCGUUACAGAUCUAGUACUUUCUUACUAUUACACAAGUAAAAGUAAUUAAAAGAUUUACUGGAGUAAAAAAAAA
Carassius auratus (goldfish) is the source of this 1622-nucleotide messenger RNA. RefSeq names its product sterile alpha motif domain containing 8 (gene samd8b). NCBI's taxonomy places the organism in Eukaryota, Metazoa, Chordata, Actinopteri, Cypriniformes, Cyprinidae. The record is from RefSeq and is a predicted model, not a curated record. The transcript is spliced from 7 exons. Gene Ontology annotation, biological process: ceramide biosynthetic process. Gene Ontology annotation, cellular component: endoplasmic reticulum membrane; Golgi membrane; plasma membrane. Bases 173 to 1405 code for a protein of 410 amino acids. Gene Ontology annotation, molecular function: sphingomyelin synthase activity; protein binding; ceramide cholinephosphotransferase activity.